Molecule: messenger RNA, 797 nt
Organism: Etheostoma spectabile (orangethroat darter)
Lineage: Eukaryota; Metazoa; Chordata; Actinopteri; Perciformes; Percidae
Product: tumor necrosis factor receptor superfamily member 14
Exons: 8
Coding region: 204-782 (192 amino acids)
Biological process (GO): immune response; positive regulation of T cell migration; positive regulation of cytokine production involved in immune response
Cellular component (GO): external side of plasma membrane; membrane
Molecular function (GO): transmembrane signaling receptor activity; protein binding
Source: RefSeq, a predicted model, not a curated record
AUGGAUUCCUGCACGUUAUGAAGAUCUUGUGAUUAAUAAAUCUCCAUCACAACUCAACCGAUGACUGCUGGAGUCUGUAGUUUCAACAGGAGGAGGCUGACCGGGGUCAGAUGGUGUUCCUGUUUUGGAUUUUAAGUCUCACUUCCUCUUAAAUCUGAGUGAGACGUCUUCAGCCCGUAGAAACUGGGAUCCUGCCGAAUGCAAUGAUGUUAAGAAAAUGUUUGACAGUUGCACCAUUGCUGAUACUUGUGCUGAGUGUCUUCAGAGGACAUACCCUCACAUGUCGUAGAUCAGAGUAUCAGAUUGGGGAUCAAUGCUGUCCUAAGUGUUCUGCUGGAAGUCGAGUUGAAAAAGACUGCACAGAUUUCGGAUUUACUUCCUGUCUGGAUUGCGAUGAGGGAACAUUCAUGGAUCGUCCUACAGGGCGUAGACAAUGUUUUCCCUGUGCACGCUGUGAUGCAGGUUCUGGUGUAAAGAUAAAGACGGCAUGUACGACUAUAUCAGAUACAGUCUGUGAACCUCUGGAGGGAUUCUACUGUACGGACUCUUCAAAAAACGGCUGUGUGGCAGCAGAGAAACACAGCAGCUGUCAACCAGGACAAUAUAUCAGGCAACAAGGAACAGCUCUCAGGGACACUGAGUGCUCUGCCUGCAGCGAUGGAACAUUUUCUGAUGGGACAUUAUUUCCAUCGUGUCAGCCACACACACAAUGUGAGGCAUUGAAUCUUCAGCUGAUAAAACCAGGAAAUGCUUCAACGGAUGCUGAAUGUGGAAGAAAAUGAAAUGAAGACAAUCCC